AUGGGGGCCAGGGCUGAUCAUGGGCAGGAGAGAGCCCUGGUCUAUGCCGCCGAGGUCCUCACCAUUCCCUCACUGGUCGCUGGGAGGCGCGGGGUGCGACUGAGCCCACCUCCACAUGGCCGAGGUCCUUCCCUUGUUGGUUGCUGGGGCAUGGGGAGCCUGUGGGAGGAGGCCCCGCUCCACACGGCGGAGGUCCUCUGUCUGCUCGCUGGGUUUAGUUUAUUACUUGAUGUAUUUUGUGCUCUACAUGGACCAAGAGAAAAAUGUGUUGAAAUUCUGAGGAGUGGUCACUUGUUAGCUAUUUUACCAGGCAGAGUUCAAGAAGCCCUAAUUAGUGAUGAAACCUACAACAUCAUAUGGAGUAAUCGUAAGGGCUUUGCUCAGGUUGCAAUCAAUGCAAAAGCGCCCAUUAUCCCUAUGUUUACACAAAAUAUUCGAGAAGGAUUUAGAUCACUUGGAGGAACAAGGUUAUUUAGAUGGCUUUAUGAAAAAUUCCGCUAUCCAUUUGCUCCAAUGUAUGGGGAUUUUCCAGUGAAGUUACGGACCUAUUUAGGUGACCCCAUUCCCUAUGAUACAAAGAUAACAGCAGAAUUAGCUGAAAAGGUAUACAAUACGUUUACGUUUAUCAUUGGGUGCUUGUACUGUUGGGCCUAAAUCCCCAACAGCGAUAAUCACCCUAGUCACAACAUGAUGUAAAUU
Molecule: messenger RNA, 699 nt
Organism: Heterocephalus glaber (naked mole-rat)
Lineage: Eukaryota; Metazoa; Chordata; Mammalia; Rodentia; Bathyergidae
Source: RefSeq, a predicted model, not a curated record